Messenger RNA from Mugil cephalus (flathead mullet), 1400 nucleotides. RefSeq names its product GTP binding protein 8 (putative) (gene gtpbp8). The transcript is spliced from 8 exons. Gene Ontology annotation, cellular component: mitochondrion. The record is from RefSeq and is a predicted model, not a curated record. The coding region runs from base 158 to 1021 and encodes 287 amino acids. NCBI's taxonomy places the organism in Eukaryota, Metazoa, Chordata, Actinopteri, Mugiliformes, Mugilidae. Gene Ontology annotation, molecular function: GTP binding.
CACGUUUGAUCGCCGCACGCAACAUGGAGAAAAGUGACAUGGGUUGCAGAGCUCUCACUACAGCAGUGACUUACGGUCAUUUGUAGACUCAGUUUGCUUCGUCCCGUCAAUGUCAAGACUUGGAGGUGUUGGCGUUUAGUGUGUCCAUCAGAAGAACAUGUUUGGUCCCCAGCUCUCCCUGAGGCUUCGGCCUGGGAUGCAAGCCUGUGCUGUUAUCCAUCAGAGAAUCCAUAAACUCUACUCGCUCAAGGAUGCCACUGCGCUCCCCCGGAAGAAGAUGCAAAACUUACUUUUCCCCUUUGAUGAGCUGGAGACGUAUCUGGACAGGUCUGUGGACAGGACACCGUUCCGACUGUUUCAUCCUAGUUUGGAGGACAUGGUGGCAGCAGAAAAGCUUUUCCGCUCUUCUCCGUCUCAUAAGAUUGAUUACUACAUGUCUGUAGAGAGGAUGGACCACGCACCUGCACUGACACAACCAGAGGUGUGUUUUAUUGGCAGAAGCAAUGUGGGCAAGUCAUCUCUCAUCAAAGCUCUGUUUUCUCUGACCCCUGAGGUAGAAGUCAGAGUCUCCAAAACUCCAGGUCACACAAAGAAAAUGAACUUCUUCAGAGUGGGCAAAGCUUUCACCAUCGUGGACAUGCCAGGCUACGGAUACAGGGCGCCCAAGGACUUUGUGGAAAUGGUGGAGCCUUACCUUUAUACGAGAAAAAAUCUCGUGAGGACGUUCCUGUUGGUUGAUGGCAGUGUUGGUAUUCAGAAGGCUGACCUGAUCGCCCUGGAGAUGUGUGAGGAGACCAGAUGUCCAUACGUGAUCGUGGUGACUAAGAUUGACAAAUGUGGAACCGGAACGCUGCUGACAAACUUGAUGAAUCUUCAAGAUUUGGUCGGGAGACAGACUACAGGCUGCUUCCCCCAGCCAUUCCUGGUCAGCUCUCUGCAUUUUUUGGGGAUCUACCUCCUGAGAUGCUUCAUUGGCCACGUGACGGGGAGGGUCGCGUUGAAGGACACCACUCAGAGCUGAGGAGCGGCCCGGGCACAGAGUGGAGAUGUCGCUCGGUAGAUGUUGUUUCACGUCUCCUUCUCUGGAAUAUUGCUGCAAAAGCAGAGACUCAGAAACUCUAUGAAAAAAAUCGUGCCACCAGACUGCUAAAGAGGCUUUUAUUUUCUACUAAUAAACACGUCCAUGUCUUCAGGGCAGUUUCCUUCCAAGUUGUCCUUUUUACUUUAUAGUUCUAGAUUACAUUCCUCUUCACAGAACAAUAUAAUGUAGUGAACAGUGGAACAUUACACCCUGAGCUCUUUCUCAAUACCAGACUGUACACUACGGCCAUAAUAUUGUUGCUCUGUGGUCGAUAUCACCGUGCUUCCGUCUGGUAGUUUCCAUUGUCCUGGUUUGGAGG